Messenger RNA from Drosophila ananassae, 2089 nucleotides. RefSeq lists its product as uncharacterized. The record is from RefSeq and is a predicted model, not a curated record. The coding region runs from base 1334 to 1873 and encodes 179 amino acids. The transcript has 5 exons. NCBI's taxonomy places the organism in Eukaryota, Metazoa, Arthropoda, Insecta, Diptera, Drosophilidae.
AACCAACCAUCCAUCCAUCCAUCCAGGAAACCAGUCUGAGUCAUCGCGAUGCGUUUGGGGAAUUCGCCGAUUCGUUGGGGCAGUUGCGACAUCAACUGGCGGCAUCAGUAGCGGUGUGAACAGUGCGUAUGCACUUCCUGGAAACCUAUCUCCAGCCUGGAGGCACCACACUCCUCUAGCCGGACAAUUAUGAGCCGCCGUUAGAGCCGGGCUCACUUGCCACAUUUCAAUGAAGCAUGCAACUGCCUGCCACCUUAUCGGUUUUAGUUUCGGAGCUUUCUCAAGAGAAAUGCCAGUGGACGGAGGAACGACAUGGCUCGAGGUUUGCCUCGCAGGCUGCCGCAGAUCAAGUUGAUUGAAGUGCCUUCGAAGCGGAAUACAAACAUGCGAGGAGCUCAGGCUCAAGAACUUUUGAAAAACACCAAAAACUACAACGAGUAGAAAACUCCAAAAAACCUCUCCUGUAGGAAGUGCAAAUACAGCACAGUGUACUGAAGGGAUGCUACGAAAAUAUUGUCUUUUGGCCUCUCAUCGAGUCCUUCCAUCGCCCUAAAACUAAAACUGACAAUGGAGCCAACGUUUUGGCCAACACUCCAUUGGCCAGAGACGGAGACGGAGACGGAGAUACACAGGCCAUGGCCAAAAUACACACACUGAACACUGCCAAGUGCCCAAGUGCUCGACACGAGGAUGCUGCAUGGAUGUGGCAUGGAGGACGCCAGCUGGAGGACCGAAGCCCGAGGACGAGGAUCAAGAAUCGAGCCAAGAUGUGCCAAGUCAGCGUGAUCUGCGCAAAGUGACGAGUUUUUAAUGAAUUUGUUUAACUCAGGUCAGGCCCUGGCACCUAGUACGAGUGUAUCUGAACCUCGGAGACUGUGUUCAGUCUCCCUUAACAAUUCUGAUCCGCGACAUUGGUUUCAAAGUGAUUCCAUCACCAAACUUAUCCUAAAUAAAUAUCUCAUCCUUAAGGCAUUUCCCUUAAAAUUUUAAAAGGACACCUUAUCCCCACUUUAUAAUAGCUUCCCCGCUCUCCACUCCGCUCUCUUCCAUUAAGAAUUCUAGUUUCUUAAUGUGACGGAGCAAAUGUGCCGCAUUGAGCAUAAAAGUCAACGGGAGCACAAACAAAUCCAGAGCUCCACCAAGCCUCCCACCGAUUGGGGCUCUCCGCUCUCCAUAGAUCCCUAGGCUUAUUAAAAAUUGAGUGAAAGUGAAGCGAAUGAGUGACUUUACACAAAGCCUCUCUUAAAUGUUCGUGUAAAAUACACAAGAGUGUCAAUAAGAUGUAGAAAUACUAUAUCCAUCAGAUAGAUUCACUUCAAUAAUUGUUGGGUCAAUGGAAAUACUCUCGACUUCAGUUGGAAAAAUGAAUCAAAACUGCGUGCUCAUCUGGGUACUGGAAUUUUAUUUCUUCGGGUUUUUGCCAACCGACGGGUUAGCUAAAAAGCAAAUUGUAUUCUAUACAAUGGAGUGCACUUUAAAAACGAAACAGUUCUCCAAGAUCGUCUGCCAGGUGGACUCCCCAGUAUCUUUGACCGUGAAUGUCACCAUCGCUGAGAAAGAGCCAGCCAGCAAUGUCUUGGUCAUUAUUGAGUUGCAAGUCUUUCCCGAAGGACAUCGGAAAAUGAUGCGUUUGAAAAAUAUCCGUGUGGAGCUAUGCAACCUUAAGAAACUCAUCGAUAAGAAAUCCCUGAUGGGAAUCUAUUAUAAAAGUUUGCGAAGAGCAGCUGCCAAUUUUCCCGAAAAGUGUCCUUUUCAAAAGAACACCACUUAUUCCCUGAAGCGGCUACAGUUCGAUGGAAAUGACAUGCCACAGUACUUGCCGGAUUUUAAUUACACAUUUAAUGCCAAAUUUUAUUCCAACAAUGAACUAUGAAUUGAGGCCCAUGCCACAGGGGCCUUCUUCGAAAUCAAUAAUUUAAAAAAUAAUACUUCUAUUAAAACUAAAAAUUAAUCUUAUAAAAAAGAAGAAAGUGUAAUUACACUUCCGUCGGCAGUGCAAAAAUCCAGAGUCUUGAUAUUCCAAAGGAUAUAUAAACUUAAUACUUUAAUCAUUUUAUAUAUAAAAUAUACAUUUUAAAAUAUUUAGACC